AUGGCGGCGAGUAAGAGUGAAGAGGUGAUCCCCAAGACAGUCUCAUCAGUCAUGUGGACCUGGUUUUGUUUUGCGGUGUGAGACCUUGAACUAAUCACAGUGUUCAGAGUCUUGACUUUGUCAUUUACAGUUUUAUUUUAAAGAGAAAAAGAAAAAAUCAUUAAAAUUUGUAAAUCAAGUUUUUGUUUCAUUUCCAGCUCAUAUCACCCAGCCCUAGACUUUCCUGUUGUAUCUGUGGUUUUAACUACUGAGUGGCUGAACGCUAGAGUUAGCUGUGUUCUGGUGUUAGCUUACAGGCUACCAACAAGACCCAAUGACUCCCUCGUCAUCUUUAUCUUUAGUCUACGUGUCUAAUUAGUAAGAAUCAUGAAAUAUAUACCAUUUAAGAGCUACAGCAUAGGGCUGGGCGAUAUGGCCUCAAAUCGUUCAGAUCAUAAUAUAUUGAUCAGUUCACCUCGAUAACGAUAAAUGGACGAUAACUACUCCACAAGCUGCUCACCCCCUCCCACAUUAACUUCGUCUACUUCAGCCGCUUCAACUUUUGAAGAAACACUGUCCAUGUUUACUUAACUAAUGAGUCACACCAGCAGAACAGAGCCGGUCUUUACUGUAACUGCUAUAAUAUCAAUAAAAAGCACUUUAGCCGCUCUCAGAUAAAACACAAACCGGCGUGAACAUAAAUAAUCUGUCUGAUGGGUAAAGAAACGUCGGACAGCUCAUCCAUUACGUCAGCUCUCCCACCUUGUGCUCGUUUCUCCUUCAUAAGAAUCAAAUCCCAUUUAACUGCUGCAGUUCAAUAAAACCUGCUGCCACUCUCAGUGUUUACACUGCUAAUUAAAGCUGAUAAUGAUUUGUGGAGAGCAGGAGCUUUAAUUGUCUAUCCCCAGCUGACUCUGAAACUGUAACGCUCGUACAAAACAAAGUUUCACAUUGAAUUACUGAUCCCUCUCCGUUCCAGAUCACUGUUAUUCCAGCUCCUAAGACCGAGGAGGUCCGACAAAGCGCCGGGUGAUGACAGCCUAUUAUCCUGUACAAAUGGCAAUGCAGCUGAUUUCCAGAGCUGUAAGUAUGACUGGCACCUCAGCAUUGCAUUUAGAAAUAGUCCUGCAGCUUGAAAUCCGCCCACUGGCUUUCUCAGCAUCCACUGUGAAUUAAGGUCACAGUUUCAAUCAAGGUUGUGUCUCCAGGCUUGCAGAGGGGAAAAAUUCUCUCUCUCUUUUCUGUGUGAGUCUGUCUGCGUUUCUCUGAUGACAUUAAUUUACUGUUGCAGGCGUUAGAGGGUUUGUUCUCUCCCUGCAGGAGAUGCUGCAGAGGCAGAGCUAGCGCUAAUCAAAACUGCAGGGCAGCUCUUUGCAGGAUCCAAAGGUUUCUCGGAGGAACAGAAGCCCGGGAUGGAGGCGAGGUGACCUCAGAUAAAACCGGCUCAACCUCUGUCCGCUCUGACUCGCUCAGGGCGACGGUGCAGCAGCCAGGCAGAGACGGUAUGGAGGGAAGAGGAGCUAACUCCAAGGACAACACAAACAAAGUGAGCCCAACUCAGAGGAAAUGCACAGAGGCUGCAUGA
Xyrichtys novacula (pearly razorfish) is the source of this 1564-nucleotide messenger RNA. Lineage: Eukaryota; Metazoa; Chordata; Actinopteri; Labriformes; Labridae. The record is from the annotation of a GenBank genome assembly.